AUGAAGGAAAGAAGUUACCUAUAUUCGUUACCUAGAAAGAAAUGCAUUAAGGCAAUGGAUGGGAAGAUACCAAAAAUAGAAAGUUCAUGGCUCUCUGAAGAUAGACAGGAAGCCAGAUUGCCUUUUGAAGAAAAAAGCUAUAGUGUGGAAGAGGUUGCAGAAGAGAGGACAGUGGAUUUCUGCAGUACAUCUGCCAUUGAAGAAAGAGCUUUGAUGAAGCCAUACGUAGGCUUUCCGAUGGACGAGUUCCUCUCGUCUAUCUCCGAAAGAGAAAGAAGAUUGAGGUUCAACUUUAGUCUUAUCAAUUCCGUGAUACUCCGGUUCCUAGAUCACAGAAACAUCAGAUCCAUCUUAUCUAUAGAGUCCAUAUUCAGAGCUGCUAGAGAAUUGCCUCUUGUUCUUAUUUCCGGAUACAUUUACCUUGAAAAAUACGUGAAGAAAGUUGGGGCUGUGUUUGGCGACUGCAAGAAACUAAUCAAGUUUUUCUUUGGGUGCUGUUUCAUGGGAUCGAAGUUCAUUUAUGACACCUGGCAUCCUGACAGCCUGUUUAUCAGAGGAAUGAACUCUGCAGAAAUUUCUCGUAUAGAGGGACUGGUUCUAUCUGCCAUAGAUUACGACCUUGAGAUAUCCAACAAUGACAUCAGAAGGGUUAUUCUUCAAAACAAGGCCUCACUAAGCAACAAAGAACAUCUCAAUGCUCAGUUUAACAGGGCUAUUAGAACUUAUUAA
Molecule: messenger RNA, 729 nt
Organism: Encephalitozoon hellem ATCC 50504
Lineage: Eukaryota; Fungi; Microsporidia; Unikaryonidae
Exons: 1
Coding region: 1-729 (242 amino acids)
Source: RefSeq, a predicted model, not a curated record